Molecule: messenger RNA, 542 nt
Organism: Paramecium pentaurelia
Lineage: Eukaryota; Ciliophora; Oligohymenophorea; Peniculida; Parameciidae
Source: the annotation of a GenBank genome assembly
AUGAAUCACAAACACCAACAUCCUUACAUUAAGUUGGAGCUCCUCCUGCUUUACAAUACAUUAUUUUAUCAGGUAAAUAAAAUGAUUAAUAAAAUUCUACCUUUAAAGCUGCUGACAACCCUAAAUCUGUAUGUACUUUAUUGAUAAAGUCAUUAGUUGCAAAUACACCUGUUUCUGAUGCACAACAUUUAGUAUUAUUUUAGAUACAUCCAGUAAUGUAAUUAUCAAAAUCUCUUUAACUAGUAAGUGAAGGGAUAUCUGCACAUAUUGCACCAUUAAAAACUAUAAUGAAUGUUGUAGCUGUAUUUAUACAGAAUUUAUUACUAUCUUUGGUUGGUUGGGCUAAACAAUAUGUAGGUUUUAAUGCAGGUAUAACACCAGAAUUUGCAUUAUUGGUUUAUAAAUAUUUAGUUUUAUCACUCUCUAAGUUUCAAUAAUCAGUAGUUUAUAUUAUACUUUUGCGAUAAAGAGAUUUUUAUGAAUAUGUUUUAAAUGUACUUGGGAUUUUUGUAAGAAAAUUACCUGUAGUAACAGCAGUAUGA